AAAUUUUAGUAACCAUGGAUGCGUUUAACAAUUGGCGAACCGACAUGAUGAUGGCCAUAUGCCAAGAAUGUUAUGUCGGCCGAUUAUAAUUACAGUGCACUCUCUCUUUUCAAGAAAAAAACGAUUUCAUGCAAUGUGACGGGCGUGGGUGAAAACGAUCGUGCGACGUUUACAAAACCGAUAAGCGACAGAAGCAAUGGUUUUAUUACCUCUACUGUCAAGCUCGUUCAUACCGAUAUGUCUGGGGAAUCUUUCACGCGUGACAUUAAGAAGAAACCUUGUCAGAAACCGAUAUACUCGCACUUUACCGCCGACGAUUUUAACAAAAAUCUUUGAAAGUAAUAAAGGAAAAACUUUCGGGAAAGAUGCGACUUCUGAUUCGAAAGUACAGAAAGCGAUUAAUUUCGUUUCACCGUGCUUGCGAGAAGAACUCUUGUGCAAGAUGUCAGAAUCAGUUAGAGAUGGUACCCAUAAAGUCACUAUUGUCGGUGCUGGAAUGGUUGGCGUUGCUCUCGCCAAUUCACUUCUUUUUCAGCGAAUUACUCCGCAUAUCGCAAUGGUAGAUAUCUUUCCUAAAAAGUUGGAAGGCGAAGGACUUGACUAUAGACAUAGUUCUGUAUUCAUAGAUGAUCCAACGAUCGAGUAUGAUACAGAUUUUUGUGUGACGAGCAAUUCGAAAGUCGUAGCUAUUUGCGCGGGUGUACGAGCAGUAAAGGGUGAAACUCGACUUGACUUGGUGAAAAGAAAUGCAGAAAUAUUAAAAAUUAUAAUACCACCUCUAGUAAAUUACAGUCCAAAUGCGGUGUUUGUUAUCAUCAGCAAUCCAGUGGAUAUCUUGGCAUGGGUUGCCUGGAAAUUAAGCGGACUUCCGGUUCAUCAGGUAUUCGGUAGCGGAACUCAUCUGGAUAGCGCAAGAUUUCGCUGUCUGAUUGCUGAUCGACUAGGCGGAAUAGCGCCGAAAUCGGUCCACGCGCACAUAAUUGGCGAACACGGGGACAGUAUGGUUCCGAUCUGGUCCGGAGUGAACGUUGCGGGAGUGCAGUUCCGCGAUGUUAUUCCGAAUAUCGGCCUGGAGACGGAUGAUGAAAAAUGGUUCGAAAUAUCAAACUAUGUAGUGAAGCUAGGCGCCAUGGUGCGAUGUCUGAAAGGGUACUCAAAUACGGCCAUUGGACUUUCUGCAGCUGACAUCAUAAAAGCCGUAUUACGCAAUUCUCAAGCUAUUAUGCCAGUUUCGACCCAUGUGCAGGGUCAUCACGACGUAUGUCACGAUAUGUUCCUGUCCCUACCUUGCGCAAUUGGCGAAGAUGGCAUCACGCAGAUAGUACGAAUGCACAUGACCGAACACGAGAAAAAGCUGUUCCAGGCUUCAGCGAACGCCGUGUACAAAGUGCAGAAGGACAUCAAAGUCAAGUAAUGUGGCGUGCCUGAAAAGGGAUCGUGCAAACAUGUUCAAUUUCUUGUAAAAAAAAAUACGAGUGUAAUAAAUUAUAUGUAGCUUGUCCCAGCA
This is a messenger RNA of Wasmannia auropunctata (little fire ant), 1507 nucleotides long. Its product is annotated as L-lactate dehydrogenase-like. The coding region runs from base 197 to 1414 and encodes 405 amino acids. The transcript is spliced from 8 exons. The record is from RefSeq and is a predicted model, not a curated record. Gene Ontology annotation, molecular function: L-lactate dehydrogenase (NAD+) activity. Gene Ontology annotation, cellular component: cytoplasm. Gene Ontology annotation, biological process: carboxylic acid metabolic process. Lineage: Eukaryota; Metazoa; Arthropoda; Insecta; Hymenoptera; Formicidae.